Molecule: messenger RNA, 1470 nt
Organism: Zychaea mexicana
Lineage: Eukaryota; Fungi; Mucoromycota; Mucoromycetes; Mucorales; Lichtheimiaceae
Exons: 4
Coding region: 1-1143 (380 amino acids)
Source: RefSeq, a predicted model, not a curated record
AUGAAACUUCCGUUCCUUGCACUUGGUUUUGUCGCCGGAAAUGCUAUUCUCUCGACGGCUUUACCGCUACUAUCAACCCGCGACGUUCAAAACUCGACCAGCACAACAACAUCCAAUAAAGAAGUCGUAAUCCACAGCGGCGAUGAUUUCUGCCUCUUUUUGCCUCCCCAACCAGGACUUGAAGUGGCGUCUCAUGAGAAUGAUGGUGCUCCCUUCUGUUCCAUUUCGAAUGAUGUACCUGGCGCAAGUCAAUUUCCCCAAGGUGGUCGUGCCUUUGAAGCUCAUUAUCUAUUUCAUACAGACUUCAUUACCACCGCACAUUACGAACGAUCUGAAGCUUAUGAGCAAGUCACGGGCUUCUUCGACCGAACAAAGUAUAACCUUCAAGAAAGCGAUGGUGGAGGUCAAUACGAUAGUCAUGCCAGUCAUAAACCGACCGGAGCCACUUGUGCAGGCUAUCCGUAUUUCGUGAGCAUGAUUGAGCCUUCCGAGAAUCGUUUUUGUAUCCGUUGCUGUCAGAACACCGAGGAUUGUCCCACCGGCCGAUCAGAAUACGGUUGUCUCAGGAUCAUUCCUGGUGAUUACUCUCAGGGCAGCAACACCGACACUACACAGCAGCAGCCAACACCGGAGCAAUCUCAAAUGCUCCAACAGAGCGGCUCUUCUGCCGCUCCAGCAGCAUCAGCAACAACCCCACAACCCCCUAAUAGCGACAACACAACGUCCCAACAGAACGAUGGCUCAUAUAUUUUGCCACAUGAAGAUGUUGCUCCACAAAGUCUAGAACAGCAACCCUUGAGCGGAUGGGAGGUUCCAAAUGUAGAACGCGCAUUCGACGCUUUUCCCUCGGUGGUCAAAACAUUGCAAACAGAGCUGGAUAACGGCACCCCAAUAGACCAGAUUCAAAACCAUUGGACCAAUUUCCUCAACAAACUGGCUGUCAAGUUCCCUGAUUCGGAAGAAUACAUCACAAAGAUGCAAGACAUCACUGCCGACUUCGACAAAAAGGAAGACUGGGAAGAGCUUACUAGAAUUCUCGGUAACGACACUUCAUCUCUUGACCAACAAGGGCAACAACAACAGUCAGAGUCAUCAUCAGCGCCAGCAUUGCCAACAGCACAUCAAGAUCAGGCUUCUUGGUAGACACAAAAAGAAGGUCACACUACCUUGGAUAUGGUUUUAUUUAAUUGUGUAGCGUAGAUAGCAGUAGUAUUAGUUGUAUUAGUAGUAGUGUCAAUGCUAUUGCUAGUUGGAAGUUAUGUACAUUUGAAGAAAAAAAAAUAUUUUAACUAUUUGCACAUUUGUGUGUUUUGUUGUUGACAUCUUGCGGAGCCCAACCCUUCUCCCAUCCAAGUAAAUAGUCCCAGUGAGGAUUGGUGUGAUUUUCGGUCUUGUAUGUCCAGAAGAACCAGCCCACACUGCUUGUUUCGAAGGAAUCCAUCUGAUAUUCCAUGAAGGAGUUGAGGAACG